Dromiciops gliroides (monito del monte) is the source of this 942-nucleotide messenger RNA. RefSeq names its product olfactory receptor 8K1-like. Gene Ontology annotation, biological process: sensory perception of smell; G protein-coupled receptor signaling pathway. Bases 4 to 942 code for a protein of 312 amino acids. Gene Ontology annotation, molecular function: G protein-coupled receptor activity; olfactory receptor activity; odorant binding. Lineage: Eukaryota; Metazoa; Chordata; Mammalia; Microbiotheria; Microbiotheriidae. Gene Ontology annotation, cellular component: membrane. The record is from RefSeq and is a predicted model, not a curated record. The transcript has a single exon.
GAAAUGAUCAAGUUGAACGAAACCACAGGAAACCCUGUGAAUGAAUUCAUACUCAUGGGCAUCACAAACCGUCCUGAGCUUCAGGGCCCCCUCUUUGUUGUGUUUCUCCUCAACUACAUGGCUACAGCUCUGGGGAAUCUAGGCUUGGUCAUCCUAACAAGUGUCGAUUCCCACCUGCAAACCCCCAUGUACUUUUUUCUUCAGCAUCUAGCAUUUAUAGAUCUUGGUUAUUCCACAGCUGUUGGUCCAAAAAUGCUGAUCAGUUUUACAGUAGAAAAAAAUACUAUUUCCUUCAACGGGUGUGGAACCCAGUUAUUUUUCUUUCAGAUAUUUAUUACCAGUGAAGUUUUUAUCCUUUCAGCCAUGGCCUAUGACCGCUAUGUGGCUAUCUGUAAGCCUCUCCUCUAUAUGGUCAUAAUGUCAAACGUGGUUUGUUGGAUGUUGGUGGGUAUUUCAUACCUCUGUAGCACCAUAGUAUCUCUAUUGAUCACAAUAAAGCUUUUAAAAUCAUCUUUCUGUAAGUCAAAUAUACUAAGACAUUUCUACUGUGACAGUCUCCCUCUAAUGUCCAUCAUAUGCUCAGACACAAGUGAGGUUGAAUUAAUCAUCAUGACCUUUGCUGCAUUUAGUUUGGUUUCUUCCCUCUUGAUUAUCUUCAUUUCUUACCUGUUCAUUCUUGUAGCUAUUCUCAGAAUAAAGUCUUCAGAGGGCAGGUACAAAGCCUUCUCCACCUGUGGCUCUCACCUUACGGGGGUGGUAAUAUUUUAUGGGACACUUCUCUUCAUGUACCUGCAGCCCCAUUCUAGUCAUUCCUUUGAUACAGACAAGAUGGCCUCUGUGUUUUAUACCCUGGUCAUCCCCAUGCUCAACCCACUGAUUUACAGUUUGAGGAACAAAGAGGUGAAAGGUGCACUGAAAAGAGUCUUUCAAAAGCUGAUAUAA